AUGCGUGGUGGCGAGCUUUUUCGGCAGCUACGAGAUUUGGUGGACGUGGCAGAGGACACUGGGACGGUGACUGUUAGCAAGUGCCUUCUCCAGAACGACCAUGGCCAACUCUUCUGGUCUUUGAACGUCACCGCCGUCCUGAACGGCUCCACCAAGAGCUUGAGCGCCAUGGGCGAGGAGGCCUUGCGUCGACUACUGGAGGCCCGCUUGAGGCCGAACGGCCCCAGCAGCUGGGCAGAAGCCCUUGCCUAUGAGGCCACACGCGCGGAUCCGUUGGCGGUGCUCUUCGAGGCACUGCAGCUGGACUCGCGGCUUCGGCACCACCGGCGCGCGUUGCUGGCGCCGGAGAAGGCGGAGGUGGUGCGCUCGGUGGCGGGAGAGCUGCAGCGUGCGGUGAAGGAGGCCAACUCACCUCCGUGGUGCACGGCGCUCUUGAAGGAAAUGGCCAGCUGCUUGCUGGACUUGCACCAGGAGAGCCUCCGCGGCUCAAUGAGUUGCACCUUCUGUGGCAACGCGUUGAGCCCGGAGGAGUCCUUCUGCCGGCGCUGUGGACGGCGGAACGAGGCCGGGGCACGUGGGCCACCCGGGCGGCGGCCGGUGCCUUUGCAGACGGACGUGAAGCUGGGCGCCCUGCUGCGGAGUGGCUCCUCCAAGGAGAUCUUGGAGCGGCUGGUGUGGCUCCAUGAGCAAGAGCCCAGCUUGGGAGAUCAAAUCACCCUGGCCUUGGCCGCUGCGCUGCCACGGCUGAACAUCAUGAGGCUCUUGGUCUUCGGCCGGGUGCUGCAUGAGCUCUUCAAGCCGGAGGAUGGGAGCCCCUCGGCACGACACAUUACUCAAGAGCUCCACCCCCAGCGCCGGGCGGCCUUAACCUCGGCGGUGACGCGGGCAGUGCUGGCGUCGGAUCUGAAUAGUUUGCCAUAUGAACUGGAGGAGCAGGUGGAGGACUUGAGGCUCUCGCCCUACCUCUCCGACCCCGAGCGCCAUGCGCUCCUGGAGCUCAUGGUCGCCCCCUGCGAGGCUCGUGACCUCCGUGACCCCGAUCGGUGGCGCGACCGGGAGCUGGAGAGGCCGCGCGACCGCGCGACGCUCACCCGCGGCGUGGCCGCUCCGGGGCCGGGGCGUGGCGCGGAGCUGCGAGCGCUGCGGAGGGCGCCAGCGCGGAUGGUGGAGCCGGCGCCGGCACAGGCGCGGCUGAGGCGGCCGAGGGCGAGCGAGACUUAUGGCUUUGGCUACCUGCCCGGGAUGGCCUUUGAGGACUACGAGGAGCUCGAUCCACGGCCGACCUCGCGACCGCCCUCGCUGCCGCCCUCGCCACGGGAGGAGUUCUUCCUUCCCGACUCAUACAGCCGUUUCAGGGGUCUCCGCACUGACUCGCCCCGCCCGUCGCUGCAGCGCGCGGCCAGCGCCUUCCAACGCCUGGCCGAAGCCGCGCAGCGCGAGCGCGGCUACGCGGACAAAUCGGGCUCCGAUCCGGAUGAGAAGGCCUACCCCUUCGACGCAAGGCAAACCGAGGAGGAGGAGAAUGCGAACGCCACGGUGUCCGCGCCGCCGGAAGAUACCACAGAGACGCCCAGCCGGAGGAAUUUGGUCACCAAGAGUCAAUCUUUCCUCCGGGCGAGGCUGUCGAUGCCGGACCGCAUCGAAAUCUCGCGGAUGCGCGAGGAAUACCUGCAGCGGAAGCCCGGCUACUGCUUCUCUGCUCGACACCAGCCUCUGAGGGUUGAGAUUUACUUGCUCUUGGAGGAGCCGACGAGCAGUCGAUCGGCCAAGAUGUUAUCCAUCGUGGUCUUUGUGUGUAUCAUUCUGUCCAUCGCCCUUUUCAUGCUCGAGACCAUGCCGGAGCUCAAGGAUGUGCCAGAUGAAUUCUGGGUGGCUUCGGAGUGCUUCUUCACCAUCGUCUUCAUGGUGGAGUACAUGACCAGACUUUUGGUCUGCGAUGUCUCGGGCGUUUCGGCGUGGGCGUUCAUCAGGACGCCGAUGAAUAUCGUGGACGUGGUGGCCGUGUUGCCUUUCUUUGUGAUCCUCGCGCUCUCCAAUGUGGGUAAAGCCAUAGGCUUCAUCCGGGCGGUGCGCCUGGUACGGCUGUUUCGGAUCUUCAAGCUAGGGCGGUACUCCACCGGCUUGAAGAUGAUGAUGGUGGCCCUAGGCAAUAGUGGGCAAGCGCUCAGCGUCUUGGUCUUCUUCCUGGGGAUCGGCUGUGUGCUCUUCUCCAGCAUGGUCUAUCAUUUGGAGAAGCUCUCCUGCCCUGAUCAGACCAACUUUAAUACCACUGAGCUCUCGACCUACAAGGAGGAGUGUACGGACAAGCUGCGGCGGGUCUCGCAGUACGGGUUGUGCUGCAACGAGCAGAACGUCCCGCUGGAGUUCCCGUCGAUUCUGUCCACCUUCUGGUGGACCAUAGUCACCAUGUCCACCGUGGGCUACGGCGACAUAGCACCGCGGACCCCGCCCGGGAAGCUUGCAGGUGCUGUGACGAUGUGCUCGGGGAUCUUGCUCUUUGCGCUGCCCAUCGCCCUAAUUGGCUCCCGCUUUCAGGAAGCCUACAACAUGGCCGUCUCCAGGGAUAGCCCAUCGCUGCAGGUCCGAAAGAGAUCCAAGGACCGUGAUGAGCCGCCCUUCAAGAUCAUGAGCACCCGGCUGCGAUUGCUGCGCUUCAGCAAUACCUCCAUGACGCGCUUGGCCAAAGAACUGUCGAAGGAGCUUGAAGAGGCCUCCGAAAUGCAGGAGGACAUCCGCAUGUUCGAACGGGCGGAGAAGGAGCUCCAGAAGGAGGUCCUCAAGAGCGGACUGCAAGUCGUCAGCCGUCUCCAGUUCCACGUGGACGCCGCCAAGGUUGGGGCAACGACCACGGCGUCCAGUGCGCCCAGUGGAGGUCUGGCCGAGGGUCGCUCCAAUGCGGCGCCAGCCUCCCCGCCGCUGCCGGAGGUGGUGCUGCCGCACCAGCCCAUGGUGGAGCCAGACCGCGAGGUGGUGGUGCCGGACCGGUCGAGGCUGGGGAAGAUGGUGUCCUUCGACGUGCCGCGUCAGGGUGGUUGA
Molecule: messenger RNA, 3036 nt
Organism: Durusdinium trenchii
Lineage: Eukaryota; Dinophyceae; Suessiales; Symbiodiniaceae
Source: the annotation of a GenBank genome assembly